UCGAGAGUCUUGAGUUAUUAUGUAGUGUUAUUGGAGUGAUAUGUACCAGACAGUGAGCUCAGCCCGCUGCUGGCGUGCACUUCUCCAAGACGUCGGAGGUGGGAGCUGUGCGCAAAACACGACUCCAGCCUCUGAGUAAACGCGUGGUGCGUCUGGAAAAACUCCUCCACAACAAGACGGAGGGACACACGCCGAUCCAAGCGGAGGCCACGGGAGAGCUCCGACCUGGGAUCUCGUCGAGUCGCUUUUUGAAAGCGAGAAGGAGACGAGAAAGACAAGUGCUGGAGAGCUCCGGCUGGGUAAAGUGACAGGAUGCUUUCUGAGGUCCGAUGUUUGGAUGAUUGGGGAGAGGGCAGAGGACAUUUGGAGUCGUACCUGUGAGGCCUGCAGGGAAAUGCGCUGACAUCGGAGCUUUGAAUUUUUUUUUUUUUAAUAUCCCGGAGGAUGAGGAGGAUGCCGCGGUGACAAAACAGAAGAAGCUGGGUUUGCAUAGAUCGUAUCAGGCUGUCAGUGUGGAGUAGAGCUGGAGGCUGCGGGGCGGCUGUGUGCUGUGGGAAGUUCCUGAGAGCGCAAGAGAGGCAGAGUGGCAGUCGCUUCACAGAGACGCACUUGUAACAGAGGGGACAGGACUCCCCGCUCUGGUGGAUAUAUAACGCAGACUCACACCUCGGCCUCUUUGCACGGGCGCCUUUUGCUGUGGCAGCACCUCAGGGAUUUGGAGGAGGCGGGCGGGCGACCGGGGCCGGUGCUGGCGGGAUGAGGGUGCUGUGGCUGCCCCAGGAGUGGGCCUGGCAGGCUGUUCUCCUGCUGACCGGACUGGCAUCACUGAGCCGCGGCUCUCACGCCAACAUGUUGGACACCAUGCUGCUGAAGAACGGAUGGAAGGGGGGGUCAGAGCGGAGGACCGAGGAGAGCAGCAGCACGGCCCCGGUCGCGGCCCAGAACAUGCUCUGGUGUCACUGCUACCACCACUGCCCCGAGGACUCCGUCAACAAUACGUGCAUGACCGACGGAUACUGCUUCACCAUGGUGGAGGAGGAGGAGGGAGGCCUGGCGGUGCUCACGGCAGGUUGUUUGGGCCUCGCCGGCUCCGAGUUCCAGUGCAGAGACACGUGGAACGCGCGCUCGAGGAGGGCUCUCGAGUGUUGCACCGAUCAGGACUAUUGCAACAGAGACCUGCAUCCCACGCUCCCUCCACUCGUGACGUCAGAUUAUGUUGACAGCAGCAUCCAGUACAUGGCUCUCUUCAUCUCAAUCAUAGUCUGCAGUAUCAUCCUCGGUCUCAUCCUCGUCUUCUGCUACUUCAGAUAUAAGCGCCAGGAGUCACGGCCGCGCUACAGCAUCGAUCUAGAGCAGGAGGAGACCUACAUCCCCCCUGGGGAGUCCCUGAAGGACCUCAUAGAGCAUUCUCGCAGCAUCGGGUCAGGCUCUGGGUCAGGACUCCCUCUACUGGUGCAGCGCACCAUUGCCAAGCAGAUUCAGAUGGUGAAGCAGAUCGGAAAGGGGCGAUACGGAGAGGUCUGGAUGGGCAAGUGGAGAGGGGAGAGAGUGGCUGUCAAAGUCUUCUUCACCACGGAGGAAGAGAGCUGGUUCAGAGAGACGGAAAUAUAUCAGACCUUCCUGAUGAGACAUGAGAAUAUUCUUGGAUUCAUCGCAGCAGAUAUUAAAGGCACCGGCUCUUGGACUCAGCUCUACCUAAUCACAGACUACCACGAGAACGGAUCGUUAUACGACUACCUCAAGUCCAACACCUUAGACGUCAAGGCUCUGCUGAAGCUGGCCUAUUCCUCCAUAUCAGGCCUCUGUCACCUGCACACCGAGAUCUACGGCAUGCAGGGCAAGCCGGCCAUCGCCCACAGAGACCUGAAGAGCAAAAACAUCUUGGUGAAAAAGAACGGAUUCUGCUGUAUAGCGGACCUCGGGCUUGCUGUCAAAGUGAACAGUGAAACCAACGAGGUGGAUAUCCCUCCCAACCUGAGAGUUGGCACGAAGCGCUACAUGCCGCCUGAAGUGCUGGACGAGACCCUGAACAGGAGCUACUUCCAGUCUUUUAUAAUGGCUGACAUGUACAGCUUUGGCCUCAUUGUCUGGGAGAUGGCCCGACGUUGCAUCUCUGGAGGCAUCGUGGAGGAGUACCAGCUGCCCUACUACGACCUCGUGCCCACCGAUCCUUCCUACGAGGACAUGAGAGAGGUCGUCUGCAUCAAGAAACAGAGACCUUCGUUCGCUAAUCGCUGGAGCAGUGAUGAGUGUCUACGGCAGAUGGGAAAACUGAUGUCGGAGUGCUGGGCUCACAACCCGGCCUCUCGCCUCACAGCCCUGAGGGUGAAGAAGACCCUGGCAAAGAUGUUAGAGUCCCAAGACAUCAAACUGUGACAGCGAGUCAAGAGGGAUGCUCUCAUCAGCACAGACUUGUCACUGCCACUGGCACGGCGCCACUUACAAUGGCCAAUAGAAGAAAGGGAAGAAAAAGAGACUGUGAAUGAUAGGACAAAGGAGAAUGACAGGGGGGAUGAGUGAUGGCGAUAAUGGCAGACGGGGGAGCCAGAGAAGUGAGGGGCGAGAGAUUUAUUAUGUCAGGGGAGAUCUGCCCUCCCAUUGUCUGAGCCACCUCGGCCUCAGAAGCGAGUGUUCAGGUUGUGCUUUCUGUGAAAGCUGAGCGGUCGUCGGGUCCAGACUGUCCCGGUGGGCAAGGACCUUUGCAGCAGAGGAGGACUACAAUCCCUCUGAUCAGUUCCAAACAGGGGAGGCUCCGGCGCUGCCCGUUUAAAGCCAUACAGCGUUAUUAUAUGUGCAGUCUUUUGUACUGCAGCAGCUGCAUCCAUGUUCUGUUCUGUCAGUCCCAACCAUAGUGACUGUCACCCAUCCAAAGAAACGUCUAAUUCAUGCUCAGUGACCUCAUUGUCAAGGACUAUUAUUAUUAUUAUUAUUAUUAUUAUUAUUAUUGUUAUUAUUAUAGAACGAAGCAGAAUAAGACUAAAUUAACUGCAAAACAGACGUCCAGCAGAAACAGAUUCUUCUAUAUAGUAUUCCUAUGUACAUUUUAUUUCAAUAUUAAAAGAUGACUUCUGGGUAAAACACUUAUGUCAGUCAUGAAUGUGUGAAUUUCUGUUUUCGCUGACGCUUGUUGUCUCUUUCUUCCACUCACAGCUCAUGUGUACAUAGCUCUGAAAUCUAAUGGUAAUUGUAGCCCUGCUGGAUGUUAAAAUGUUUUUCUUUAUUUCCGUUGAUUUAUCUGUGUACAGAAUACGUUCCGUCCACUCUGCCACUUAGCAUGUGCCUUAUUUAAUCUGUACAUAUGUGAUUAAUGAGAGUGCACGAGUGGAUCUGGAGAACAUUCCCCCGAUUAAAACUAUGUGUCUUGAA
Molecule: messenger RNA, 3366 nt
Organism: Acanthopagrus latus (yellowfin seabream)
Lineage: Eukaryota; Metazoa; Chordata; Actinopteri; Spariformes; Sparidae
Gene: bmpr1bb
Product: bone morphogenetic protein receptor, type IBb
Exons: 14
Coding region: 757-2376 (539 amino acids)
Biological process (GO): BMP signaling pathway; cellular response to growth factor stimulus; dorsal/ventral pattern formation
Cellular component (GO): signaling receptor complex; plasma membrane
Molecular function (GO): transforming growth factor beta receptor activity, type I; ATP binding; SMAD binding
Source: RefSeq, a predicted model, not a curated record